AUGACUGCAAACAACGACGACGGAAUAAGACUCGGGCGUGAAACCCAGCACGCAUUUGUUCGACAUGAGAGGGCUAGAAUUCAGAAUGAGCAUGUCAGAGCUAGGAGGAGAACCAUCCCUAGGCUUCUUGAUGGGGAAGCAUUGACUUCUAGGAUCCACAUGUCAUUUGGGUUCUCAUCCCAAGGGCACGUCUCCCUUACUAAUGUAAACCAGAAGGAAGCUACUGCUGCACAUGGUGGUGUCCCUCCACUUGCAGACCCUUAUCCAGGAGGGCCCUCUGUGACCUCCUUAAUGAUAUAUGUAACACCCUUCUAA
This is a messenger RNA of Vicia faba (fava bean), 315 nucleotides long. Lineage: Eukaryota; Viridiplantae; Streptophyta; Magnoliopsida; Fabales; Fabaceae. The record is from the annotation of a GenBank genome assembly.